Peniophora sp. CBMAI 1063 is the source of this 2064-nucleotide messenger RNA. The record is from the annotation of a GenBank genome assembly. Lineage: Eukaryota; Fungi; Basidiomycota; Agaricomycetes; Russulales; Peniophoraceae.
AUGAACUCGCCGCCGUCGCGGUCAAGCCGCAGCGGCAAGGCUGCCUGGACAUUCAUAUUCGUACUGGCAGCCUCUAUAGUCUCCCUCUCAGUCUUUGCUGGCCUCCGCUAUGACUUGUCUCGCAGCUCUGACGUCAGCUUCAUCAUCUCCCCAUGGGGCAUAGAAGCGCCCGUUUUGCCACUUGUGUUGCAGAGCUCGGCGGCGCACGUUGCUGGGCUGGUCUGGCCUGUGGAGAAAGAUGUCACGCUUUUGACGCAGAGGCUUGGAGGCGUUGCUAUCACAGAUAUUCAGGGAACUAGCUUUCUUUCGCCAUAUGCUGGUCAGACUCUUGAGAACAUCGUUGGGACUGUCACCGCGAAGGACAAAUAUAGCUUUUGGCUGAUGGGUCCGGCAUCCAACGACACCCGCCGUUCGCCAGGCAUCCGCGUAUAUGCUCCUGGUUCAGGCGCGCUCCACGCACUUCAAGCGGGCGAUGUCAUCUCUCUCACUGCACACGUCGCUGAGUUCCGCUCGCGCAGCAAGCAGGUCAAUCUCUAUUCCACGCAGCUGCAGUCCCCGACCGACUUACGCGUUCAUGCGCGAGGCAAUACCGUCGAGCCUAUAGUCCUGGGCCUGGAUCGCUCGCCGCCGACGCAACUUCUUAGUCCGUUGGACGAAGGAAAGGAUGGCUGGCUCAGCGUCCCAAACAACGUCUCAUCCAUAGACGCUACGGACGACGAGCUCCGCCCAGAUGAGUUCGGGCUGGACUUCUGGGAGAGCCUGGAAGGGUCACUCGUACGCGUUCGUGCACCAGUCGCGCUUGGGUUCAACAACCGUUUCGGCGACUUCUGGGUCCGCGGAGCGUGGAACGUUACUGGGCUCAACGAACGUGGUGGGCUGUCCAUUACGCUUGGGCCGGAUGGAUUGCCGGAUGGGAAUCCUGAGGCCGUUAUGAUCUCGAGGCCGCUGGAUGGAACGAGAAAUCCGAAGGUUAUGAUUGGCGCGGUACUGGAGGAGUUUGAGGGUAUUGUGGACUAUCAACACGGGUACUUCAACAUCUUGCCAACGACCACGCCUAAGGUCGCAGCAAAGCCUGACCUAACCGUGCCGCCUACAACAAUCAAAGCGCUCGUGGACGACACAUGCGCGAUACGAUUCGGUGAUUACAAUAUCGAGAAUAUGGGCCCGCGCUCUCACCACCUGCCCGUUGUCGCCGGACAUAUCGCAAACCACCUACUCCACCCCGAUAUCAUGUUCCUCCAAGAAGUCCAAGACAACUCUGCGAAGAAAGACGACGGCACGACCAGUGCCAAUCUCACGCUUUCGAGGCUGGCGAAAGCCGUCUACGAAGCUUCUGGAGAACUGUAUAACUUCACAAACAUCGACCCUCUUGAUAAGCAGGAUGGUGGGCAGCCUGGUGGGAACAUUCGUACGGCUUACUUGUACAACCCGACCAAAGUUGCGCUUGUCCCCGGUUCACCGGCGGGCAUGGCUGAAGACGCGACUGUACCCUCACUCGUGGACGGCAAGCUAUCGCUGAGCUUCAAUCCAGGCCGCAUAGACCCUACUAACGACGCAUGGUUUGAGACGCGCAAACCAUUGGUAGCUCACUGGAUCACUCCUGAAGGCGCGAGCUUCUUCACUAUCAACCACCACGGGAAGUCGAAAGGAGGAAGCUCCAGCACGCAGGGCGAUGCUCGUCCGCCCAUCAACGCUGGCAUCGAGCGCCGCACAGCACAGGUGCAGGUCAUUGCUGACUUCAUCGCUUCCAUCCUCGCGCUGGACCCAUCCGCAUCGAUCAUCUUAGCAGGCGACUUCAACGAAUACACCCAAACACACUCUGUGGUCGCAUCGCUUGAAGGCCUCAUGCACGACGCCGACGCCACAGCAGGCAUGCCCGAAUCUGAACGAUACACGUACGUUUUCGACCAGAACUGCCAGCAGAUCGACCACAUAUAUGUGAGCGAUGCUAUUGCUGGACGUGGAGUGCGCGCGGAACAUGUUCAUGUUAAUAAUUGGGCGGAGAGUUUGAGUGCACGGGCGAGUGAUCAUGAUCCGAGUGUGGGGAUGGUGAGGGUUUGUUAG